AUGGUGUAUACUAUCGUCGUCCAUCUCCGCGCAAAGCCUGAUCCCGAGUGCAUCUCGAAGCUUCACGCAAAGCUUCUCGAGGCCUCGGCCGUCUACUCCAAGGACAAGGAGACCCUGUCCUGGUUCGUGAUGCAGUCGGUCCACGACAAGCAGGACUUUUGCAUCGUGGAGCGCUAUCUGAACGAGGGGUCCCAGAAGUACCACCUGGAGAACCCGUACUGGAAGACCUUUGAUCCCUAUGUCAUCCCGCUGUUGGAGAAGCCCAUGGAUUUGAGACGAUUUGAGGAAUUGGUUCCAGAGGGAGAGAAGCAGUAG
This is a messenger RNA of Aspergillus udagawae, 315 nucleotides long. RefSeq names its product putative quinol monooxygenase. The coding region runs from base 1 to 315 and encodes 104 amino acids. The transcript is spliced from 2 exons. The record is from RefSeq and is a predicted model, not a curated record. NCBI's taxonomy places the organism in Eukaryota, Fungi, Ascomycota, Eurotiomycetes, Eurotiales, Aspergillaceae.